Fusarium fujikuroi IMI 58289 is the source of this 489-nucleotide messenger RNA. RefSeq lists its product as uncharacterized. NCBI's taxonomy places the organism in Eukaryota, Fungi, Ascomycota, Sordariomycetes, Hypocreales, Nectriaceae. The coding region runs from base 1 to 489 and encodes 162 amino acids. The transcript has 2 exons. The record is from RefSeq and is a predicted model, not a curated record.
AUGGUCGCCUGUAUCUAUCACAAUGCGUCUUCGUACGCCCCAGUCUUUCCAUCUCCUCUCAAUCCUUCGACCAAUGGACCCGAGAACAAAUAUGCCACAGCUUCAGGACGUAUUGUGCGCCGAAGAAGAAGUCGACGAGGCCCUCCUGGAUCUCACACUCUCACUCAACGACUCCUCCGCGUAAAGGCAGCGGAUGCUUGGAGAGGACAUGUUCUGAGCGCUCAGGUUGUUCAGUAUGAAUAUGCUGAAGCUGCUGUCAUGGGAUAUAAAGCACCACCUAAGAGCCGAAACUGUCUGUAUUCAAUGCCCGGUCUCAAGAACCUCGGCCUCAACUUCUCACUCUCCGACGCCCAUCGAAUUGCCAGCAACAUCCGUCUUCCAGAUCUCACAUGUCUCAGGACAAGACGGAUGGUGCUGGCAAUGGGUCUCGUCGGGCUUCUCCCCGCUCUCAAGGUCCGCGAUAUGCUCAGAGCAGCUGAUACGUUAUGA